Messenger RNA from Paraphaeosphaeria sporulosa, 681 nucleotides. RefSeq lists its product as uncharacterized. NCBI's taxonomy places the organism in Eukaryota, Fungi, Ascomycota, Dothideomycetes, Pleosporales, Didymosphaeriaceae. Bases 1 to 681 code for a protein of 226 amino acids. The record is from RefSeq and is a predicted model, not a curated record. The transcript is spliced from 2 exons.
AUGAAGCGCAACCCCUCAACCAUGGACCGCACCAAGUCGACCUCCUCGAAGAAACCUGCCCCUGAACGUCCCGGCCUCCAACGCCGCCGCACCACCGCGCAAACCCGCUACAUCACCAUGCUCCUCGAGCUCGACGCCGUCCCCAAACUCCACAAUAUCCUCGCCUCCUUCUUCACCUGGAUCCUGCUGGCUGGCUACAUCGUGUUCCCGGCGACGUUCAACAAACUCAGCGACAAAGACCUCGAUGCCAAAGCCGACAACGCACUCAAAGAGCACGCGCUGGCGACGGUGCGCAACGUGCCGCUGCUGUACGUCGCAGCGUUUGCGUGCGGGGUCGGCGUGCUGGGGUGUGUUUGGCUGUGGUGGAAGCAUAGGGGCAACUAUGUAUGGGUGAUUAAUCGGAUUUUCCUGCCGAGUUUAAUGAAUAGUGUUGCGGGGCUUAUAUCGACGCUGGUGAAUGUGUAUUCUGCCCAGAGUGGCCAGUACUCGGUCACUGCGCGCGCGACUAUUGUGGUCACGGCGGCGCUGUCUGUCGUUGCUUCCGCGCUGUUUUUGCUGUAUAAUAGCGUGAUGUUGACGCUGAUUAAGAGGAAGCAUGAGAAGGAGACGAGGGCUUUGGAGAGAAGCAUGCAGGACGAGGAAGUGCCAGUGCCUGGAGGUGGUGUUACGAGGACUGUCUAG